Molecule: messenger RNA, 1845 nt
Organism: Oncorhynchus mykiss (rainbow trout)
Lineage: Eukaryota; Metazoa; Chordata; Actinopteri; Salmoniformes; Salmonidae
Product: cell surface glycoprotein MUC18
Biological process (GO): cell adhesion
Cellular component (GO): plasma membrane
Source: RefSeq, a predicted model, not a curated record
ACAACCCUGGAAGCCACGCCUCCUCCAGUAUCAAUAAGUAUAGUGCCAGACGUUCCUUUCGACAGUCAGACGGAUUUGCAUUAUUUGGAUACAGACAGUGAAGCAGAGUGGGAAUACUCAUCAAUACCCAGAAUCCAAUAACAAACAUGAGAGGUUUUAUACUCUUUGCGAUUUUAGUAAUUGCACAUGCUCACAGCAGUAUUGCGGCCCUGGUCAUAAAGGGACCAGACAAGCCUGUUCUGGAGAACGAUGAAGUCACCCUGGAAUGUCUGCUUUCUGACUCAGAGCUCAACACCAGCCAAGUCCACUUUGAGAAGUUUUCCAAGUACAUGAAUAAGUGGUAUCGGCUGGAGGAGGAGCCCAUGUACCGCCGAUGUAUCCCUGAUGUUAUCUUGAGGCGUGAGGCGAGCCAACUGCUUCUGUCCAUCCGCAGCAUCCACAGCUACUUCCACCAGGGACUCUACCGCUGUGUCGCAGACAACGCCACGGCAACCGACAACUCCUCCCAGCCCCUGGCUAUCACCAUCAACUACAUGCGUGAGCUGUCUGUGUACGAUGUGUCCUCCUCCAGCCGGAAGUUCAUCAAGGAAAACCUGCUUGUGACACUAGGCGAAGACGUAGAGGUGGAGUGCUCCACCACAGCCUCUGAGGCACCACAAUACUUCUGGCAGAAAUAUGGAGAGGACUGGAUCGUGCCCUCCUCCAAGCUGAGGCUGAAGAAUGUGAGGAUGGAGGAUGGUGGAGACUACACCUGCAUGGCUGAGCAUCCCACCCUGUCCAGCCUGAAGAAGAGCAGCACCAUCUCCAUAACUGUGCUGACAGCCACCAACGGCCGUCUCAACCAAGCCUGGUACGACUCCACCAACCUGGUGUUGAUGACCUCCGUGGCGGGGGCGGUUCUCCUGGUGCUCAUCCUGUCUAUCACCGUCUUCUUGGUCCGCAGGGCCAAGCAGGCCAAGAGCACCAAGGGACCCAUUGAUGACCACUCUCAGAAGAAGCCCAUCUACACAGCCAGUGUGGAGUCUCUGGCCUCUACCAGUGGAGACAAACAACCACUGGUGUGACCGCGCCAAGAGAUGGAGAAGAGAAGUAGGGGAACAAAUGGAGAAAGAUGGUAAAGGGGGCAAGGGAGUGAGGAAUAGGAAGGAGGGAAGAUGUUGAGGUGGGAGGAGAGGUGCCUGGGUUAUGGAUGCAGAGUUGCAGUGAGCCAGGAUGCAGAGUAAAAUCGAAGCUAUUAUCAAAGGCUGGCUGCGUGUAAGAGGAGGGAGACAAAUGAUUGUUUUACUGGGGUGGUUUGCUUCCAGCGGGGUUGGCUGAAGUGUUCUUGAACAAAAGGUGUGCAAUUUUCUCUUUAUUGAUUUCGCAACCUGCAAAAUUGACAUUCACUUUCUUAUCUGAGGCAAGGCGAGGGGGAGGAGUCUUUUGUACUGUGUGAACCCUGAGCAGCUGCAGACCGGUUUCAGGAGGUUACCUUGAGAUAAACUGCUCACCACCACCACCACUUUUGCAGCCUUGGGCUCACAAAAAGGAAUGUCUCUUACGUUGCAAGUAUGAUGUGACUGCUGUAUCACAAAUGUGCCUUUUCCCCUCAAUGCUUUUACGUGGUGUAGAAUAUUGGUGUGGAUUUUUUCUCUCAAGGAAAUGUAUAACCUUAUGUAGCAUACUAGUGGUGAUGCACUUCAAAGUAUACAGACAAGAUGUACACUUGUAGAUUAUUUUCUAUCUCUAUAUUCCAAUGACAACUAAAGCACUUUCAAACAUUACCCUCAGAGCUAUCUAUUUGCUGUAUUUCCUGUACUUUUAAUAUUCAUGAUAUAAAGUACCUUUGAGACAUUCUAAUAGUAA